GUCGUGAACCACAAAGCCAGCAUACUUUUGGAGAGAUGACAUUGGAUUUUCUUGUCAAAGCAGGGAUUGUUCAGGAAUCAUCGCCUUCUUCUCAGCAAAAGAAGGUGAUUCCUCCUCAGAAGAAUAAUCCAAGUUUGGAUUCAAAACUUUGGAAUGGGGCAUGUGAUGGCAUCUUCCCAACAAAACAUGAACUUGGUAGCACCUCUUCAGAAUAGAAAUGUGAGUAUGGAUGCUAGCUUCGGAAUGGGAAAUGUUCUAGGGAUGGGGUUCCAAGGAAACAAUUUCACUACCAACGGUUAUGCAGUAACCUACCAAGUGUUCCGAUGGAGUAAAAAAUUUUUUGGAGAGUCAUUUAGUAACGUUGAAAAUGGGAACCGUGCUCAGUUUUUGGUAGAGUCUAGUGCAAUGCAGAACAAAAAGAUGAUCAUUGAUGGUCCCCCGAAAGUGGUUGUUGAAAGGAGACAACGUCGAAUGAUAAAGAAUCGGGAGUCUGCGGCAAGAUCUCAAGCAAGGAAACAGGUUCUUCAGAGAUAUGAAUUCUUCCCCAAUAACGUUAUCACAACAUGGUUAAAUGAUUAUUAACUUGAUUCAGUAGCAGGCUUACACUGUGGAGUUGGAGCUGGAAUUGAAUCAACUUAAAGAAGAAAAUGAAAAGCUGAAGCAAAUUCUGGAGGAAAAUGGACAAAAGAGAAAGCAAAGAGGUUCUGAAGAGAGCAAAUAAGGACAGUUAGCUCCGGGUGGUGAAAUCCAAUUUUGUAAUUUUAGUGUUAAUUAACUCCAAAUGUAAAUAAAUAAAUAAAUUCUGGUGUGUACU
Rubroshorea leprosula is the source of this 814-nucleotide messenger RNA. Lineage: Eukaryota; Viridiplantae; Streptophyta; Magnoliopsida; Malvales; Dipterocarpaceae. The record is from the annotation of a GenBank genome assembly.